Molecule: messenger RNA, 3944 nt
Organism: Calidris pugnax (ruff)
Lineage: Eukaryota; Metazoa; Chordata; Aves; Charadriiformes; Scolopacidae
Gene: RASSF5
Product: Ras association (RalGDS/AF-6) domain family member 5
Exons: 5
Coding region: 348-1151 (267 amino acids)
Biological process (GO): signal transduction
Cellular component (GO): nucleus
Source: RefSeq, a predicted model, not a curated record
GGGCACCCGGGGGACCCGGCGGCGGGUGACGAGCCACCACCACGGGCACCGUCGUAGAGCGGGGGAUCGAGCUCAGCUCGUCCCCUUCCAUGCUGCCCCAGCGCCGCUGCGCAGGGAGGCGGGUGGAGGAGGAGAGGGAAGGGUUACCCGGCACGGCUGCCUGUUAAAGAGAAAUAGCUCCGCUGGCUCCGGAGGAGGAUGAGCAGAAGGAGCUGGUGCAGAUGAGCGCCGGGUGGCCGAGGAUGUGAGAGCCGGACGCCGGAGCGGGGACCACCGAUGGUCACCGACCCCCCGAACCCCCCGGCCACCCCCCUGUACCCUCGGCCUCUCGCCUCUGCCGGGCUUCGAUGACCAUCGGCAGCAGCAGCAUGAGCAGCGGGUACUGUAGCUUGGAUGAAGACCUCGAGGAUUGCUUUUUCACGGCAAAAACCUCUUUCUUCCGGAGCGCGCCGAGCAAGGUCCCUGCCAAGAAUGUAACACAAACAGUAGAAGAAGAAAAACCCGAGCCUCCGACUGUCCAGGAGAUCAAGCAGAAAAUUGAAAAAUACAAUGCAAAAGUUACAAACUGCCUGUUGAUGAAGCUGAACGACGAUGGGACGUACACGGGUUUCAUUAAAGUGCAUUUGAAACUGCGCCGGCCCGUGACGGUGCCAGCGGGGAUCCGGCCGCAGUCCAUCUACGAUGCCCUCAAGGAGGUGAACCUGGCCGACAUGACGGACAAGAGAACCUCCUUCUACCUGCCGCUGGAUGCCAUCAAGCAGCUCCACAUCAGCAGCACAACCACAGUAAGCGAGGUGAUCCAGGGGCUCCUCAAGAAGUUCAUGGUGGUGGAUAACCCGCAGAAGUUUGCACUUUUCAAGGAGAUGCGGAAGGAUGGGCAAGUGCUCUUCCAGAAGCUCCCUCUCACCGAGUACCCCCUGUACCUCCGGCUGCUGGCGGGCCCCGACACCGACGUGCUCAGCUUCGUGCUGAAGGAAAACGAAACGGGGGAAGUUGAGUGGGACGCGUUCUCCAUCCCAGAGCUACAGAACUUCUUGAUGAUACUGGACAAAGAGGAGAAGGACAAAAUCCAGCAGGUGCAGAGGAAAUACGAGAAGUUUAAACAGAGACUGCAACAGACCCUGAAAGAAGCCAGAGGCAAGCCGGGAUAGCCCCUCGGGAGGCACCGGGCACCAGACUAAGCUAGAUACUGUUUUUAAAAUGAAAAGACACUUCUCAGGACACCUUAUAGUAGUCACUUUCCCUUUUCAUCCUUCCAUUAAGGACUGGCUCCCAGCACCCAUAAAACGAACAUAGAGCAUUUCCUUCUUCUAAAACCUCUUAUUCCAGGACCGGAGCCAGUCAAAGAACAGGGAAACCUGUUUGUUGACGGCCACAGAUUUAAAACCAAACGCAGCUGCUGCUUUGCUUUUCAGCUCCACCAUCCGAUGGAGGAGCCCUGUGGAAAAUGCCGAGUGUUAAACCCCAACAGGAGCAUCAUCAUCUGUUGUGAGCAGGGUAACACUUGCCGUUCACGCUCCCCCCACGUGGCCGAGUCCUCGUUUUGUUAAUUAGGGCGCAGGAAGCGGCAGGUUCAGUGGAGGAGGUGGUUGCACCAAACCGUGGGGGUGUUGCAGCCGUAGCCGAUGUCGGACGGACUCGUUCAGGGCUGAGAGAGCCAGGGAAGGGUCAAGUCGUGACACCCCGGCAGCUGCAACACCCAAACAGUCUGUCAGUAAGUGUUAUUGAAACUUGGUAAUAUUAAUUUCAGGAAAAGUCAUCCAUUUUGAUUCUAGGUAACCUGCAGUUUUGAGGACAGAUGUGAAUUAAAGCAACUACCCCUGGUGCUCAGCUAAGAUAGCCGGUGUUUUACCAGUUUUGUACUCAGUAGGAAUUGGGACCUAUGUUUAAAUGCGUAAAGAUGGUGGUUGGGGCAUGGGCCAAUGGUUCGAUACCGAACGUUUAGCAAUACAUAUCCAACAGACUGAGCCAGGAAAGCUCAAAACCCCCUUUCACAAAUCAAACCCACUCUGAGCUACAAACAAGUCUGGCCCCAAGGGAGGGGAGCUGAGACUGGGGCCAGGGUGUGGAUGUGGCACCAGGAGCACAGGGAGCCUUAGCGCUGGGAGAGAAGGGGACCCAAGGCUCAGGUGUCCCCCUCACGCUGUGCCUCCUCUCACUAACUCUCCUCGUGCUGCUCCCCCACCAUCCUGUCCCUGCCAUGCCACCUUCUCUGUCACUCUGUACAUGGCGUCUCCUCCUCCCCUCUCGCCCUCGGUGCUCUGCCUGCGUGGCCGGGGAGGUUUCGCUCCCUACGUGGGGCUGGGAAGUCUCUCUCCCCCUCUCUCAGGGCUCCCGCUGUUCCCGAUGCACACACUGCGCAUCCUUGAUAAAAAUCCUUGAGCUGGAGCGUCGGUUCCUGCCAUAACUCCAAGCAGCCGCCAUGAUCCCCCUGGGGCCAUGUUUACUCCGUGCUUGGUCCCGAGCACAGCCAGGUCCAGUCUUCCUGCUGUUUACACCGCAACAAAGAGUAAAGAUAGCAUGGAAUAUUCACAAUAUUCGGAUUCAGACGGAGCACGUGGAAGGGUUUCACAGUGACCCGAUGAAGGAGUGUCCCUCAGCUCGCUGUAGGCCGCUGGGCCCCCACCAGUGUGGGGCGAGAGGGGAGGCAACAGGUUAUGGGGUCACAGUUACCAUAGAGACGAUGUGGGAGAGUCCAAAAUUUACCUCAGUGCCUUUUUUUUUUCCCCCUUAAGUGUGAAAACUUUGCAUUUGGGGCUAAAGGUGGAAAUUGGGAAGGGGCUUUUGCCACAAGGCCUUCUCAGUCCUGUCCCCACAAGUACCCAAAGCUCUGUUGCAAUGAGGCGGCUUUCAUCUGUGGGGGGACAAGGAGCUGUUUUGUUUCCUCCUUGAAGGUGACUGCUUGGGAUUUUUAUUUUUUUCCAGAUUUAUACUUGAGUAUGUUUGUUUAUAAACCUUAAGAGAGCAACUGCAUCACUUAAAGCCCCUCGGUUUGUAGAAAUGCCCCUUUCUGCAGGCUGUCACAGCUCCUGUCUCAGUGGUGGAGAAGGCUUUGGUGGAAGGGCCUCCAGCCGCCUUGUACCCCACACCCAGAGGACCUUUAACGUGGCACCAGCCCAAAUAGAGCAGCAAUUUCCACGCUCUGGGGCUGUUUGUCCAUUUACAAGAAUACUUAUUACUUCACCAUGCACUUGUGAAGUAAUUUAAGUAACGUUUAUCUCGUGCUUGGAGUCUUGGAAGCACUGUAUAAAUACUUCUGUUCAGUCAAGGGGAAGAACACUGUAAAAACUGCUGUUGGUUCAGAGAAGAGCCAGACGCUUGGUUUUUAAAUCCCUUAUCCUGCCAGCUAAAAGUUGUAAAGAUUUCUUUUCUGCUGUUGUUGUUGUUUUCUACUAGAGUUCUGGUGACCAUCACCCUCUCCUCCCCUGGAACCCAGCAUGUCUUUGACAUUUGGUAGAAGGCAUGGCUUUUAUGCAAUUCCCGUGAAUGCUGCUGAAAAACCUCCUGCGAAAAGGGAGGGCUUUCUUUUUUGGUUUUUCAAGAGUGGGGGCGGUGGAAGACUUUGGUAGAUCUUGAAACUCAAAUUCUCAAUGGUUGGUUGAGCUGUGUCGAGGAUAGAAAGAUCAGCCCCUUCCUUAAGCGCAAAAUACUGUUGGCAGUGCCUUUGGUUCAAAUAUUGUCUUGCCUAGGUUGUGUGAAUUUUAUUUUUCAUGUCUAUUGUAAAACAUGUAAAAUAAUGUGUAUAGAAUGGAAUAGUAAAGCUUCUAUGGCAAAGUGAAAUGCAUUUUUGCAAUGCUGUAAUUUAUUUUUAUUACUCCCUAGUAAUUCUAUGGCAUUUUUAAAAAAUGUCUCACUUCCGGCUUUUUUGAAGGUUCUGAAACUACUUGUUCAUACGCAGACAGUGUAAAAGACAACGAUAAUAAAACUGUCGGUAAUUAAAGAAA